Molecule: messenger RNA, 1435 nt
Organism: Periophthalmus magnuspinnatus
Lineage: Eukaryota; Metazoa; Chordata; Actinopteri; Gobiiformes; Gobiidae
Gene: adprm
Product: ADP-ribose/CDP-alcohol diphosphatase, manganese-dependent
Exons: 4
Coding region: 4-1101 (365 amino acids)
Molecular function (GO): CDP-glycerol diphosphatase activity; manganese ion binding; 2',3'-cyclic-nucleotide 2'-phosphodiesterase activity
Source: RefSeq, a predicted model, not a curated record
UUCAUGACCCGAAGUUCCACCGUGGCUUGGCUCCGUUAUGUGAACACAGGUAACUGGCUUCUCCACUUCAUCCGGACAAGGCCGUGCUCCUUCCCCGCCUCCACCACAACAAACAUGUCGGCCGAUCCCCUUUUUACCUUCGGGGUCAUAGCUGACAUUCAGUACGCGGACCUGGACGACGGCUUUAACUUUACCCGGACUCGCAAACGCUAUUAUCGCAAUAGCCUGCAACUGCUACGAAACGCCCGGGACCACUGGUCCGAGGCACCGGUGCAGCCCGAGUUUGUGCUCCAACUGGGGGACAUCAUCGACGGCUUCAACACUCAGCAGCACGCCUCUCGCAGCGCUCUGGACACGGUGCUGAGAGAGUUCGGCUCCAGCCCCGUGGAAGUGCACCAUGUGUGGGGCAAUCACGAGUUCUACAACUUUACCAGAGGAGAACUGCUGUGCUCCGAGCUGAACAGUACCCUGCAUGUUCAGAGGAGGCUGGGGGAGUCCCGACCUGGAGGGGACAUCUACGCCUACAGCUUUAGUCCUUACCCAGGCUUCUGCUUCAUUGUGCUGGACGCGUACGACAUGAGCCUGCUGGGGCUGGACCAGGACUCUGAGCAGUACCAGAGAGCCCUAAAGCUGAUCCAGAAAUACAAUGGCAACCAAGAUCUCAACCAACCUCCCACCACGACAAUGUCACACCGCUUAUUACAACGUUUUACCAAGUUCAACGGCGGUUUCAGUCAGGAGCAGCUAGACUGGUUAGAUUCGGUUCUGUCCUGUGCAGACGACAAACAGGAAAAAGUCACCAUUGUCAGCCACCUGCCGGUGCACCCAGACUCCACAGACCCCGUGUGCUUGGCCUGGAACCACAGCAUCCUCCUGCAGCUGAUCCAGAAGCACCCCAGUGUGGUGCUGUUCAUGGCAGGACACGACCACGAUGGAGGCUACCACUACGACUGGCAGAACCAUGUGCACCACCUGACACUAGAGGGGGUCAUAGAGACACCCCCAGACAGUAACGCCUUUGGGACUGUGUCUGUGUACCAGGACCGGAUGGUGCUGACUGGACAUGGGAGGACAGCAAGUCGAGUUUUUGACUUUUCAUAAGACCAAAAGACAAGACUGCGUCAUACCUCCAAAAAGAGUGCACUUUCAGUGAAGACUUUGUGUUUGUGGAAAUGGUUGCUUCAGGGAACUUAUGAACUACUGUUUAUUUUUUGCACACUGAUAAUUUUUAAAAGCGAGUUUACAGGCACCAUGAUAUUUAUAGUUUUUAAUGAGAUCCCACUUUCUUGCAGUGUCUUUAAAUUCAAAGAUCAAGCUUGGCGUUUUGUUGCUUGUUUGGGAUAUAUUUUAUGGUUUUAAUAAUUUUACAUGCACUGUUGGUUGAUCCAAUUAAUUGUGUGGAAAUAUGUGCAAUAGGCUCUUGACAAUAAAUGAA